Messenger RNA from Lobosporangium transversale, 1617 nucleotides. RefSeq lists its product as hypothetical. Lineage: Eukaryota; Fungi; Mortierellomycota; Mortierellomycetes; Mortierellales; Mortierellaceae. Gene Ontology annotation, molecular function: protein binding. The transcript is spliced from 5 exons. The record is from RefSeq and is a predicted model, not a curated record. Bases 1 to 1617 code for a protein of 538 amino acids.
AUGGGCGGAGCCAGUAACGGCACAUCCUCGGCCUCAGAGAACACCAAUAACUAUCCUGAUGGUCAAGCUAUUCCUGGGCCAGAUCCUGCGAUUUUUUCAAGUGGAAAAGUAGCUACUUCUAGUUCACAUCCGGAUUCCACAAGGGUCACCAACACUGGUGCUUCUGCAUCUGCACCUACACCUGCGCCAAUACCAGCACCAGCAUCAGGAGCAGGGGCAGGGUCAGGGUCAGGGUCAGGGUCAGGGUCAGGGUCAGCUGGCAACACACAUAAUCACAAUGCCACUGCGUCAUCCUCAUCCUCAUCCUCUACCCGUCAACAUAACCAUCCCCAUAGCCACCAUCAAACACAGACCUCAAGUAACCAUCAUGGGUCGGGAUCACAUUCAUCCUCUUCAAGGAAGCAUAGAAACAAAGGAGAGAACCAGUCGGCUAAUGCAUCUAGACCUAGCAUGACUGUACCGCCCGCACCAACACCGGCAAUGUACUGGUCAAGGGCUCGAGUUCAUGGACAGAUCCCACCAAAGGAACUUCGUGCGCAAACAGUCAAUCUUGUAGGGGAAUCUGUGUAUAUCUUUGGAGGAUGCGAUACCAAGAAUUGCUUCAACACUUUGUAUAUUUUCGAUGCUGAUACAAUGCACUGGUCCCAACCAAAGACCUAUGGAUCGAUCCCACCACCAUGUCGUGCUCAUUCAUCGACUUUAGUGGAUAAUAAGCGACUAUAUGUCUUUGGGGGUGGAGACGGUCCACAUUAUUUUAACGAGUUGUAUAUGCUGGACACAGGUACGUUCCAUUUGCUCAUUUUUAUUAUUAUUAUUGUUAUUAUUAUCUUUUUCUUUAUAGACACAUUGACUUGGACGAACCCGCAGACGACAGGAGAUAAACCAUGUCGUCGUCGAGCUCAUACAACAUGUGUGUAUAACAACUGUAUUUAUGUCUUUGGUGGAGGAGAUGGAGUGCAAGCACUGAAUGAUAUAUACAAAUUGGAUUUGGCCGAGAUGAGGUGGAGUGAGGUGAAGACAACAGGACAAAUCCCGAUUGCUCGAGGUUACCAUACUAGUAACCUUAUAAAGUCACAGUUCAUUGUAUAUGGAGGAAGCGAUGGUCACGAGUGCUUUGCUGAUGUACAUGUGCUUGAUCUUGACACAAAGGAAUGGGUCAAGGUUGAAAUCAAUCGACAAUUACCUCGGCUAUCGCAUACGUCCACGCAAGUAGGCUCAUAUUUGUUUGUCAUCGGAGGACAUGACGGAAACCGGUACUCUUGCGAUGUCGUGAUGCUCAACUUGGUGACAUGGUCUUGGGAGACUCGCAAGAUUUUCGGGAUUCCACCUGCAGGUCGGGGAUACCAUGCUUCAUUGCUGUAUGACUCUAGGUUAUUUGUGUUUGGUGGCUAUGAUGGUCAAACUGUCUUUGAUGAUAUUUACAUCUUGGACCUCAGUACUUGUGCAUACUUGCCCCAGAUCACGGACUUUCAGGUGAGGUUGCAGAUACCUAGGAAAAAUCUUUUUAAAAAAAAAAAAAAAAAAAAAGUAUAUUUCAAAUCUUUUAACAAAUCGACACCUUUUUUUUUAAAAAAAAAAAAAAAAAAAAAUGAGUUAGAUUUUACUUCGCCGUACUGA